UUUUAAACGCAUGUGGAAAAAUAUUUUGAGCAACGCAUUUCAAGUGAUAUGGUUGUAAAUAAAAUACUUCAAAAUGAUAAAUGUUUUCAAUCCUGUACUUAAGCAUCUCAAGCUAGACAACAUAUGUAUUGACAAUAAUGUGUUUCGACUCCAUUAUAAGGCCACAGUUAUAUUGUUAAUAGUGUUUUCGAUAUUGGUUACGUCGAAACAAUACAUUGGGGAUCCUAUUGAUUGUAUUAGCACUGCUGGUAUAAAAAGAGAGACUUUCAAUACGUUUUGCUGGAUCUUCAGUACUUAUACUAUUACUGAUCAUAAUGGCAUUACACAAGAAUUACAUCACAAAUACUAUCAAUGGGUUAGUAUCGUGCUCGUCCUACAAGCUGUAAUGUUUUAUAUUCCCAGAUAUAUGUGGAAAUGCUGGGAAAAUGGAAGAAUUAAGGCUUUAACUCAGGAUCUCGUGGGUCCUUUAGUGUCUCAAGAACAAUGGACAACCGCUAGGAGAAAUUACUUGGUUAGUUAUCUUUCUGAACUGAAUAAAGCGACUCAUGCAUUUUAUGCUAUUCGAUUUGUUAUUUGUGAAAUUCUCAAUUUUGGAAAUGUGGUGGGACAAUUCUUUAUCGUUAAUCUCUUCUUGGGUGGUGAGUUUGCAAAUUAUGGACCUGCUGUUUCAGUGUUUUUAAGUGAAAAUAUAAUGACCAGCACAUACUGGUCAGAUAAUGACCCUAUGUCAAGAAUAUUCCCGAAGACAGCAAAAUGUUCAUUCACUGAUAUUGGUCCAUCAGGAACUAAACAGAUCAAAGAUGCUUUGUGUGUUCUACCAUUGAACAUUGUUAAUGAAAAGCUAUAUGCAGUUCUCUGGUUUUGGUUUGUCGGAUUAGCAUUAUUGUCAGGCCUAGCUUUGAUAUAUAGAGCAGUUGUAUUCUGUUGUCCAGAAGUGCGAGUGUGGCUACUAAUGGCUCAAACAAAGAACAUUUCCAAAGGUGUUAUUCGCAAUUUAGUAUAUUCAUGUCAUGUUGGCGAUUGGUUUAUUUUACAACAGUUGUAUAAAAAUCUACAUCCAGAUAUAUUCAGAGAGUUGAUUAAUGAUCUGGGUUUGGAGGCUGAUACGAAAACAGUCAUACUGUGAACUAAAUUAUCAA
Messenger RNA from Ctenocephalides felis (cat flea), 1139 nucleotides. RefSeq names its product innexin inx2-like. Bases 74 to 1126 code for a protein of 350 amino acids. Gene Ontology annotation, biological process: phototransduction. The record is from RefSeq and is a predicted model, not a curated record. The transcript is spliced from 6 exons. Gene Ontology annotation, cellular component: gap junction; plasma membrane. Gene Ontology annotation, molecular function: gap junction channel activity. Lineage: Eukaryota; Metazoa; Arthropoda; Insecta; Siphonaptera; Pulicidae.